Messenger RNA from Pistacia vera, 5595 nucleotides. RefSeq names its product protein MODIFIER OF SNC1 1. The transcript is spliced from 10 exons. The record is from RefSeq and is a predicted model, not a curated record. NCBI's taxonomy places the organism in Eukaryota, Viridiplantae, Streptophyta, Magnoliopsida, Sapindales, Anacardiaceae. The coding region runs from base 281 to 5146 and encodes 1621 amino acids. Gene Ontology annotation, biological process: epigenetic regulation of gene expression.
UAAAAUCACAAGCACCUUGCUCUCUCGCUCCCUCUCCCUCUCCCUCUCUCAUUCUCCGAUCUGAAAAUCACCCUACUGUAAUCUCCUGCUUUCACUCUUUACGGAUCUCUCUUCCUUAUUCUUUUCUAUUGUCGUUGCGAUCAUUCAAACCCUCUCACUUUUCGAUCUCUUUCUCCUUCUCUCUUUCUCGCUAGGGUUUCUGUCUAACGCACCCUAAAUCUCAUUCUUAUCUCAGAUUGCUUCAAAAUUGUUUGAAUGACCUUGCAACGACAGCUUAACCAUGACUUCAAGUAUGUUGACUGGAGAGCGAAGGUGGGCUUCUGCCAGAAGAAGUGGCAUGACAUCUUUGGGGAAAAUUGCUGUUCCUAAACCAAUUAACUUACCCAGCCAAAAGUUAGAAAAUCAUGGGCUGGACCCGAAUGUGGAAAUUGUUCCCAAGGGUACACUUAGCUGGGGAAGUAGGUCAUCUUCUUCUGCAUCAAAUGCAUGGGGUUCCUCGACAUUGUCUCCAAAUGCUGAUGGUGGUACUGGCUCUCCAAGCCAUCUUAGUGGCCGCCCUUCAUCUGGUGGGAGUGGUACUCGACCAUCAACUUCAGGUAGUGAUAGAGCCCAUGAAUCAAUUGCUAGUGCAUGGGGUUCAAAUUCUAGACCAUCAUCAGCUUCUGGAGUAUUGACAUCAAACAAGACAUCACUGGCAUCUUUACGCCCUCGAAGUGCAGAAACAAGACCUGGUAGCUCACAAUUGUCCCGGUUUGCUGAACCAUUAUCUGACAAUUCGGUGGCUUGGGGUUCAGCUGCAACAGCCGAAAAGUUGGGGGUUAAAUCCUCUAGGAAUGAUGGGUUUUCUCUAACUUCUGGAGACUUUCCAACCCUUGGUGCAGAGAAAGACAAUGUGGGAAAGAACACAGAGCCACAAGAGCACAGUUCUCAUGGUCAGCCCAAAAUGUCUUCAGGUGGGGUGGCCCCACUGAAAGAUAGAACUGAGACUUCUGUAUCUGGUGAUGUUUCUGUAAACGCAAAUGUGAGGAGUGGAACUGCAAAUUCAUGGAGAAGAGAUAAUAUUCCAUAUGGUGAAGAUGGAGGGCGGCCCAAUGUGGAGAAGUGGCAAGCAGAUCCUCAUGGACCCCAUCCAUACCCAAAUGCCGCUAUGCCGCCUCAGCAUUAUGAGGCUUGGCAUGGUCCUCCAAUCAAUAAUCAUCCUGGUGGUGUUUGGUAUAGAGGACCUCCAAUCAAUAAUCCAGGAGGUCCUCCAUAUUCUCCAGUUCCUCCUGGGGGCUUCCCCAUGGAACCGUUUCAUUUUUAUCGCCCUCCUAUGCCAACAACUGGGCUUCCUAAUCCACAGCCUGUUCCCCCACCGGGAGCGGGACCAAGGGCACACCAUUCAAAAAAUGGGGAUAUGUACAGACCUCCUAUGCCUGAUGCUUAUAUGCGCCCAGGUAUGCCAAUUAGGCCUGGAUUUUAUCCUGGUCCAGUGGCCUAUGAGGGCUACUAUGGGCCUCCCAUGGGUUACCGUAAUCCCAAUGAACGAGAUGUACCAUUUAUGGGAAUGGCACCUGGUCACCCUGCUUAUAACAGGUACUCUGGUCAGAAUGUUCAUGAUCCCAACAAUUCCCACCCUAGAUCCAGUGGAUAUGGUCCUAAUGGCAAAGGCUUGGCUUCAGAACAAGUAGAACCUAUGGGUCAUCCUCUUGAUGGUCGAGGACCAUACAGGGUGCUCUUAAAGCAUCAAGAUGGUUGGGAUGGGAAGGAUGAAGAACAGAAGUGGGAAGACACUGUAACUGAUGCAUCACAUGUUGAGAAGGGUGACCAACCAAGAGCGUCAUCAUGGGAUGAGGACUGGAGAGGAGAUUACAGAAAAGAUGAAGAGAUGAAUUUAAAACGAAAGGCUAUUGAUGAAGAAACUUCUUUUCAGACAUCUGACCAUGUUGGAGGUUCUUCUGUACCUGUCAAAGUUAAGUCACCUGAAAGUAUGGGAACAAAGGCAUUUGAUGACAUUUCAGUGAAGAAGUUGGAACAUCCAACUACUGUCUUACCAGAAAACCCUGCUGCCGCAAAAGGUUCCUCUUUGAUUCAGAAAAUAGAGGGUUUAAAUGCUAAGGCGCGUGCCUCAGAUGGUAGAUAUGAUCUCAUAUCUGUUUCCAGUAAGGAGGAACAAAAGAAUAAACCACAAGUUGUUAAUCAUGAGGCUAACCAUUCUGCCAAUGAAGCUGCUGCUAGUUCUUUAUAUCCUGGUAGAAGUCAUGCCAGUGGAAGUAAUAAUCCUGCUUUGCACGAUGGCAGUUUUUCUGCUGGAGAUAAGAGUGUUGAAUCAGCUGCUGCCAGUGGAACAGUUGUCUCAAGGAGAUCUACUCAUGCCAUGCAUGGUAGAACUGAUCAUCGUGGCAAAGGAAGAUUUAAUUCCCAAGAGGUUGAUGGGUGGCGGAAGAAAUCUCCAAUUGCAGACUCUCCAAGUGUAACAUGUGCUACACAUUCUGAAAGUUCUAUUGUUCACAUGCAAGAUCUGGCUCUCAAGGAGGCUGCUGAACAGUCUGCGUCAUAUCUUCAAGGGAAGGAUGAAGGGGAGUCCAUGCUACCCAUGUCUGAUUCCAAUGAUAGCGAAGCGCAGCGUGCUAAGAUGAGAGAACUAGCCAAGCAACGUGUCAAACAACGUCAGAAGGAAGAGGAAGAACGGGCGAGAGACCAGAAGGCCAGGGCUCUUGCAAAGUUGGAGGAUCUGAACAGACGUUCACAAGCAGUGGAAGUUUCAACCCAGAAGUCUGAGGUUUUUCUUAGUGUUGAUGUCCAGAAUAAACAAGAAGAAUCCCAGUCUCUGGUUGAAUCAAUUAAGGUUGCUAGCAAAUCUGGAGCAUCAACGUCAGGUUUGGUUUCUACCUCAAGUGAUGUGGCACAAAGUAGUGAAAGUGGCAGCAGCAGUAGAGUUGAAAAAUCCACUGUUUUGUCCAAUGAGCUCCUUCAAGAGAGACCAAAGAGUGGCCACAAGGAACCUGUUGGGAUGUAUAAGCAUAAUGAAUCUAUUCCCGUAAUACAGGAUGUUAAUGACCCUGUUCAUCAAAACAAUGCCCCUCAGGUAUAUGAAGGUAGCAUGUCUAGACAGAAGCGGGUAAGCUAUAAGCAGAAGAAUAUUCUGUCAGAAAGGAAUUCCUCUGAGAAGUUUAUCAGUACUAGCACAACUGAGUCACUGAAAGGCCAUACUGAUUUAAUAGUUAAUGCUGCCACAUCCAUUGAGGUUGUUACCGAUGAAAUUACCCCUAGCAGUGAGUCAAGUUUGCCUGGCAAUCCAAAUGUCAUGGUUGAGUCCUCUGUACAUCAAAAGAGGAGAAAUAACAGGAGUGGCAAGAAGCACAAAGUAGAAGAGGCUUUGUCUGUGACCGCCUUACCAGUAGUAACAGAAGCAUAUAUUAUAAACACUUCAAGUGAAAGUAGUAAGGCAAAGGCUUCUGAAUCUGAGUUGGAUCCUAACUCUGUUCAGUCACCGAUGGAUCCUAAAGAUGCAAAUCAGUCUUCUGAUAUGUGCUUGUCUUCACCAACCGAUGAAAACCAUGGAAGAGCAAAUAACCAGUGGAAAUCUCAGCAUCCUCGUAGGACAUCAAGAACACAAGCUAAUAAAUCAGGAGAGAAAUUCCAUACUAAUGAUGCUGUUGUCUGGGCACCUGUGCGGACUCAGAACAAAGUUGAGGUGGCUGGUGAUGCCAGUGAGAAAUCUAUGGUUGAGGUUUCAUCUGUAAAGAGCGACCAUCAAGUGCAAAAUAAUUCAAGAAACAAGAGGGCCGAAAUGGAGAGAUACAUUCCUAAGCCUGUAGCCAAAGAAAUGGCUCAACAAGGUAGUAUUCAACAGCAUAUAUUGAUUCCUUCGGUUGAUCAGACCACGUCACAUGAGAUUUUUGGUAGAGCAGAUUCUGGUUUUCCCGGUGCAGACAGUUCCCAAGCUGCUGGGUUUGCCAGUGGGAAGAUGGGGGUGGCUAUGGAGUCUAAAAAUGGGGAUAAUAGGCAGAAUAAACAGGGAAAAAUGCAUGGAUCAUGGCGCCAACGGGCUUCUUCUGACAUUGUGCAAGGGUUGCAUGAUGCACAGUCUUCGAAUGCCAGUAGGAAUGUUCAAAAAUCAAUUGAGCAUUCCCAACCCCAAAAGCCUGAUGUAAGCUCAGUGAAAGAGCAGCCCAAGUAUUACGAUGAUUGGGGUUCUGAUGGCUGGAACAUGCCUGAAAAUCCUGACUCUGCGGUACCACUUACUGUUCCUGUUGCAAAAGAUCAGGGAGUGGCAUCCAGAGGAAAGCGUCAUCAGUACAAGGGGCAGAAAGGCACAGGAAAUAAUCAUGAUCAUGAUCACAAGAAGAUCAAUAGCGCGGAUGCUGAUAAGAGUUAUGUGCAAUCUUCGGUACCUGUACCUGAGAUGAGUCAAUCUGACUUGCCUUCUGCUUCAAAAGAAAAUCGAACUUCUCAUUGGCAACCGAAACCACAGGCAUUUUCAGCCUCUAAUCAACAAGGGAGCCGGCCCAGCAGUGGUCAAACUGUAGGGACGGAAGUUGGGAGGGCUAAUAGAAAGGACUCCACUUCCCAAGGUGGGUUACAACAACCACCUCUUCCAGACAAGGAGACCAAUGAAGUUAUGGCUCAGUCUCAUCAUGUUCAGUCUGCAUCCCAUUCAAGCAAACUGGAAGAAGCACCAAAUGUUGGCAAUCAAGAACCCAAGAGAGAAAGGAGGAUAGCAUCAGUAAAAGGACGCCCCCACUCCCCAAACCAAGGUCCUGGUAACCAGGUUGAAACAGCUCCAUCAAAUACAGAGAUUCGACAUGAGCAACGCAUGCCUUCAGGGUUCCGUAGAAAUGGAAAUCAGAGUAGCCGUUUUGGCAGGGGGCAUGAAUCUCGUGGAGAUUGGACUUCAUCUGCACAAGAUAACAAACAACAUAACCAACCUAUCAACAGGGAGAGGCAGAGACACAAUUCACAGUAUGAGUACCAGCCUGUUGGACCUUACAAUCAUAGUAGUAGCAACAGGGGAAACAACUAUGAAGGACCAAAAGAUGCCCCUAAUAAUGCAGCAGGGGGAAGGUAUAGGGAGAGGGGUCAGAGUCACUCAAGGCGCGGUGGGGGGAACUUCCAUGGAAGGCAAAGUGGUUGUGUUCGAGCAGCAGAUGGUAGUUAUGAUUAGUGAAGAAAAUAAGCCCAGAUGGGUGGUUUAUUGUAUGGUCAAAAAUCAAAUCCCAAUGAAGUGUAGUGGCUUGAUCCCACAAGUUUUCAGGUAUUGUAGUUGAGGUCGCAUUUUGAAUUGUAGAUAUAAACUAAAACUAAAUCAUCUUGGAACUGAUGGUUGUGAAUUUAGCAGGAGGCUUAGGAGGAAAGCAAAGAUUGUGCUAGACAAAAAGAAAUAGUGAGUUUGAAUGGAGGUACAUGGAAGUGGAUGAUUUCUUGCCCUUAUUUUUUAAAAUGUACCUGAUAUGAGAACAACAUUGUAAUUUGGUCAUGGUUGGUGUUACUAUGGAACUUUUUUGCAUUUUCAUUGAGCCUUGUAUUUAGUGAUUAAUAUUUCACGUUGCUCUAAUUAUGGAACACGAAUAGAUAGGGGGAAUGAAGUAGAGAAGAAGUUUUCUGGUUCUCCCA